This is a messenger RNA of Sinocyclocheilus anshuiensis, 3118 nucleotides long. RefSeq names its product apolipoprotein B-100-like. The record is from RefSeq and is a predicted model, not a curated record. The transcript has 2 exons. Bases 9 to 2963 code for a protein of 984 amino acids. Lineage: Eukaryota; Metazoa; Chordata; Actinopteri; Cypriniformes; Cyprinidae.
CUGUAGUAAUGGAAAUGGGCAAAAACCUGCAACCCAUCAGGGACUUGAUUGACAGUUUGGGCCAAAAAACUGGCAUUAUCACCAAGAUAAAUGAAAUUCUCAACAAAAUUGAUGAGGUUUUAGCAGAAUAUGAGAUUGAGGCAAUGGUUGAGAAAAUCAUCGAUAAUGCUGUGAAUUUAAUGAAACAAUAUGAACUAAGGGAAACUAUGCAAUCAGCUGCAAGUUACCUAAACUCUUUUGACAUGAAACCAGUAUUUGAUAGAAUCUUUGAACAAAUGAAUGAGCUGACAAAACUACUAAAUAGCAAAGUCAUUGAAAUGAUGGCUUGUGAUUUUGACACCUUGGCUGAUGAAGUAAAGCAGAUGGUAACUGACCUCAUUAGGGUCCCCUGCUUUGGAAUUCUGCAUGGUGAGAUUGAAAUCAAAUCCUCGGAGCACACUCUGAAGACCAGUGCUGAACUUAAUAACUCAACAGACAAAUUCACUGCUAACCUGAAUUCUCAGUUCCAGACACCUAUUGAUCUCUUGGUGUACACCUUUGAUGCCACUGCUCACCUUAGCAUCACCAGAAUGAAAGAGCUGUCUUUGACUGAGACAGUGAAAGCAAAUCACGUGGCUUUCUCUCUUGAUCACGAGGGAUUCAUGUCCAUCAAUGGCCCUAUUGCCCAGGUAUCUUCCAAGACCACAGCUAAGGCAACGACAGAACCAUACAGGGCUGACUUAGUGAACAAUGCAUUUCUGAGCACAGAAAAUGGCUUCUCAGGUACUUUGGAGACCUCUUACAUCCACAGUGUGAACAUGCCAGUGGCCAACAUCUUCAGUGAAGCCACAAUGACCCAAAAAGCUGCUGCUCAGCUGGAAUCUGGCAUAAUCACCCUCACCCUUGGAAAUAAUGGCAAAGGAAAAUUGUCUGUCUUUGAUUAUUCUGAUGAAGGAACCCAUAAGAGUAACUUGGAGAUUCUGAUAAACGUGGAGUCCAUAAAACUGACUUUUGAUGGUGACACUGACAGCAGUCUUCUCAAGAUGACGCAAAAAGUUGAUGUUGAGACUAGAGGUUUGACUCAGAUCAAGUUGAAUGUGCAUGCAGAGACAGAAACUCCUUUUAUCAAGAAAAGCAUUGCAGAAGUGAAAGGGCAGAUUCGUUUGAUGGAACCCAUGCUUGAGCUGAGUGGGUCUCAUGAUGCUGAACUGAUUGGCAAAGUUGAAGGCACCAUUACCAACUCAGUUAACUUCAAGGCUGUGCCUUUUGAAAUGAUCUUUGACACCAAGAACAAGAAAAACACUACAGUAAUGCUUCCAUUUAGGUUGUCCAGUAAAGUUGAUUUGCAGAACGAUAUGGCUUUAACUCUGAAUCUCUCUGUGCAGCAGGCCAGAUGGACCAGUCUUGCUAGGUUAAAUCAAUAUAAGUAUUCUCAUUUCAUUAGUAUGGCUAAUGGUGAGAAGGAAAUUCAGUUCUCUGCAUCAGUCAAUGGUGAGGCUGACUUUAAUGUGCUCACCUUGCCGAUUAACAUUCCUAAAUUGACUGUCCCAUUCAUUACCAAUGGAAUACUGUGUGUAGAGAAAUUUUCUUUAUGGGAGGACACAGGCCUUAAAAAAAUCUUGAUCACACCUCAGCAGACCUUUGAUAUGGAUGCAAAGUUUAAGUAUGUGAAGAACCCUGAGAUGUUCAACAUGCAACCAGUCCUCAAUUCUAUUAUUAGGAAAAUUAAAAUACCCAUUUUCGCAACUGCCAAAACCACAUCUGAAACAUAUUAUUGUCCUUAUUUUGCCAAGAUCACUCUUCCCAAUAUUAAGGAAUCAAUUAUGAUCCCUGUCAUGGGAGACCUGACCUAUGACUUCUCUGUGAAAACAGCUAUGAUCAUUAUUAAUACCAAGGCUGAUAUCUUUAAUCAGGAUGAAAUUGCUGCCCAGUUUGAAACUCAGGUUAGCUCUGAGUUUGGUGUACUCAAUGGCAAAACCAGUGGCUCUGCCACCUUCAACAUGAAUUCAGGGAUGAAAUUGUUUACCAAUCUAAUUGUGGAGCAUAAAUAUUUUGAGAACAACUAUAAUGGAGUUCUUGAGACCAACACAGAACUCUCAAAGGCUGUUAUUUCAAAUAUUGCCAAAGUAAAUCUUCCAGAUGUGAAAUUUAUGCUUUACCACAAUUUAACUGGAAAUACAGAAGAAGGUCUUACUGUUUCUGUAUCAUCACCAUCUGCUGGACUCCUUGGUCUUCAGCUGCAGAGCAAGAGCUUAUCCCACCACACAGGAAGACUUUUUGGUGCAAACCCAUCUGAGGAUUACAUGGACAUGCUAAAGGUUGAUAUUGCAAUAAAGGACCCAAACAGACUGAGUUUCCAGACACAGUGGAACAAGGAGCUCCCUGGUCAAAUUCUUUUGUGGCUGAAGAAGAAAGUUGCUUCAUUUAAGGAUUUGAAAGACACAGUAACAUAUUUCAUCAGUGCACUUUACAAUGACAUCAGCAAUAAGUACGAGAAGCUAGAAAGUAUCAUUGAUCACUGUCUGAAGGAACUGCCUGAAAUCCUGAAAUUAAGUGUGAAGAAAGCAGAGGAGCUCAUUAGCUCUAUCAAAUUUCAAGAUCUGGGCAAGCUCUCAUCCUGGAUCAGUAAAGUUUUCUCUGAUGCUGUCAACUCCAACAUCCUGAAUGAAAUAGCUGAGCAGGCUGAGAAGACCAGGAGAAUUAUUGAAGGCUAUUAUAAAACUGUCAAAGCCAAGGCCCAGAACAUUUUUGCUGAGAUGACCCUUGCGCAACUGACUGAAGACACCCAGGCUUGGAUUGAAUCUACUAUGACCCAUCUGGAAGUUCUUAUGAACCAAAUUAUUGAGACCCUCAAGGAUGCCAAGAAUAUUCAGUCCUAUGUGAGACUGAAAGACACAGAAUUGAAUAUUGACAUUCCUAUUCCAUUCAUAAGGAAUUUCUUCAGUAGAAUGAUUUCACAUCCUUGUACCAAAACACUAAGCUAAACUUUGCCAAGAGAAAUUAUCAAAUGAUUACUGUUAUGCCCACAAAAUAUUUGCCCAAGCUGCUGUGGUUCCUUCUUUUUGUUUUGUAAGUAACUAAUUUAGAAUAGUGUUCUUUAAAGAAAAUAGCUGAAUGUUACGAUCUAUCUUAUUAUUGU